Penicillium bovifimosum is the source of this 648-nucleotide messenger RNA. Its product is annotated as Bromodomain associated domain protein. The coding region runs from base 1 to 648 and encodes 215 amino acids. NCBI's taxonomy places the organism in Eukaryota, Fungi, Ascomycota, Eurotiomycetes, Eurotiales, Aspergillaceae. The transcript has a single exon. The record is from RefSeq and is a predicted model, not a curated record. Gene Ontology annotation, molecular function: protein heterodimerization activity.
AUGUCAGGCCCAAACCUUCAUAAUGCUCUCCUCCGUCCUCCGAUCAUCCAAAUCCUCCGCGCUCAAGGGUUCCACUCGACGCGCCCUUCGGUGCUCGAGUCGCUCCAGGACCUGACUGGGCGUUACUUGAUGCUCCUCGCUUCAUCUGCAGUCGAACAUGCCGCCAAUGCGCACCCCGACGACCCCGUACCGGCCCUCGAAGACAUCUACCAAGCUCUACAGGACGCCGGAGCUCUACGACCACAAAUGCGCGAAUGGGAAGAAGAAUGGCAUGGCGAAGAAGAUAUGCGUGGACUUGAUGGAUUCCUUGGCUGGAUCACUGGGCCAGCCCACCGUGAAAUUCGACGUAUUGCGGGCUUCGUCCCAAGCGAGGGCGACAUGGUGGAUCCCGAUGCGGUUGAAAAGGAGGACUACCUGACUGCCCUGAAGAAGAAACACAGCAAGACUGGUGAGGAGUCUCGUUACGCUGGCACUGUCCUAGGAAAGCACGCGGAGGAACACCCAGUCGUUAUUGAUGGUGGCGCCCCCAGCAUUCAAGACUGGACCGCGCAAGUCCGCGCGAGGUCCUCUGAGCCAACGGGCAGUGACACAUCGGGGUUUAGUGCUGCCCCAAGUCAUCUCUCAGACGAUCAAGCGAUGGUCGCAUGA